Messenger RNA from Musa acuminata AAA Group (dessert banana), 3939 nucleotides. RefSeq lists its product as uncharacterized. NCBI's taxonomy places the organism in Eukaryota, Viridiplantae, Streptophyta, Magnoliopsida, Zingiberales, Musaceae. The record is from RefSeq and is a predicted model, not a curated record. Gene Ontology annotation, biological process: signal transduction. The transcript is spliced from 12 exons. Bases 133 to 3663 code for a protein of 1176 amino acids.
AGAAAGAGGCGAACUCGACCUUUUUCGGUUGAUCGUGAUCGGUUCCUUGCGAUUCUUGUUGUUGUUCGACCGGGGAGCCUUUGUUUGGUCGAUCACCAGGCGGACGAUCUGUGGAGCGACCCUGGUCGGUCAAUGGAUUCUCGGGGGACGGUGGAGUCGCCGGAGGCCGCGAGGCCCGCGGCGGUGGCGCUCGACUUCACCGACGCGGAGGUGGCGUCAUCCCGCGCGAGGAUCCCCAGGAGGAUACGGCGGAGGCUCCUGGAGGGCAAGAGCAGCGGCCCCUCCAGCGUGGAGGAGAUCGAGGCCAAACUCAGAGAUGCCGACCUCAGGAGACAGCAAUUUCAUGAAUGGUUAACGAGCAAGGCAAGACCAAAACCAAGAAGCCCCUCAUGGUCAUCAGGAGAGGAUGAUCCUGGUCAAAGGCUUGAAGCAAAACUUUUUGCAGCCGAACAAAAGAGGUUGAGCCUUUUGACAAAGUCACAGAUGCGGUUGGCUAGGUUGGGUGAGUUACGACAAGCUGCUAAAAGUGGGGUAAGAAUGCGUUUUGAGAGGGAACGUGAAGAACUGGGCACAAGAGUUGAAUCUCGUGUACAACAGGCCGAGGCAAACCGCAUGCGCCUUAUUAAGGCUCAUCUUCAGAGAAGGGCUGCCAUUCAGGAGAGAACUACAAGAUCUUUGUUGCAACGGAUUAUCCGAGAAAACAAGUAUAAAGAAUGUGCGCUUUCUGCAAUCUUCCAGAAGCGUGCUGCUGCUGAGAAAAAAAGGAUGGGUUUGUUAGAAGCAGAAAAGAAAAGAGCACAUGCUAGAGUAGUGCAGGCACGGAGGAUAGCCAAAACUGUGUACCAUCGAAGAGAAACUGAAAGGAGAAGAAUGAAAGAGCAGUUAGAAAGUCGGCUUCAAAAGGCAAAGCGACAAAGGGCAGAGUAUCUGAAACAAAGAGGUAGCCCACGUAGUACUGCACGACUCAAUUUAAUCAGACAUGGAGAUUUUCUUUCAAGAAAAUUAGCAAGGUGCUGGAGGCGGUUUGUGAGAUUGAGGAGGACUACUUUUGCUUUGGCUAAAGCUUUUCAGGUUUUGGAAUUAAAUGAGGAGUCUAUUAAAAGUAUGCCAUUCGAACAGGUUGCUCUCCUGAUUGAAUCAACCACAUCACUUAAGACAAUGAAAGCCUUGCUGGAACGGCUGGAGAGCCGUUUUUCACUUCUACUAUCAUCUGGACCAUCAGGUGUGGAGAAUAUUGAUCAUCUGCUUAAGCAUCUGGCUUCUCCAAAUAGAAAAGUUCCAACUAACAGAACACCAGGAGAGAGAGGUGGAACAAAAAGAGGGGCCGUCAGAGAAUCUAGGAGUGUUGAAACAACAAUGUCUAGGUACCCAGUUAGAGUAGUUCUCUGUGCUUACAUGAUAUUAGGCCAUCCAAAUGCUGUUUUCAGUGGUCAAGGGGAGCGUGAGACUGCCUUGAGAGAGUCCGCUAUAAGCUUUCUUCAGGAGUUUGAGUUGUUAAUCAAGGUGAUAUUAGGUGGUCCUAAAACUGCUCGCUUAUCAAGUCAAUCAUUUUCAGAUGUGUCUUUGGAUCUUCAUAAAGAGUCAUCUAAUAGUUUGCCUCGGGAGCAAAGUUUCAGAUGCCAGCUGAGAACAUUUGACUCAGCAUGGCGUUCUUACCUGUACAGGUUUGUGGUAUGGAAAGUGAAAGAUGCUAGAUCUCUGGAGGAAGAUCUUGUGAGAGCUGCUUGCCAGUUAGAAUUGUCAAUGUUGCAGACAUGCAAGAUGACUGCAGAAGGACAGCCAUUAGAUCUUAGUCAUGAUAUGAGGGCUAUACAAAAGCAGGUUAUUGAAGACCAGAAACUUCUAAGGGAGAAAGUACGACACCUGAGUGGCAAUGCUGGUAUUGAAAGAAUGGAAAGUGCUUUAUCAGAUACAAGGUUCAAAUUCUUUGAAGCAAAAGAGAAUGGAAGCCCUUUAGCAAACCCUCUUGCUCAUAUUUCAUCAACUUCAGCAUCUAAAUCUCUGGGAAAACAAUUGGUUUCCGUGUCUCAUGAGCACAAAGUUGAGAUUAAAGGGAGAUCAAAUCGUGUGGUUCGUUCUCUGUUUGGAAUUUCAUCUUCCACGCAGCCCCGAGUUGGUACAGAAGUUCAAAAUGUAGAUGUUCAAUCCAGUUGCACAGUGGGAACACAGUCGUCACCCACGGAGAAUGAACUCCUUGUGAAUGAAAUAAUGCAUUGGGGCCAUGGAUCUUUUUCUAGUAAUCCUGACACUAUCAAAUCUGAAGAGAUUGGUAUCAAGAUUAAAGAGACAAUGGAGAAAGCAUUUUGGGAUGGAAUAUUGGAAUCUUUGAAGACAGGCAGACCUGACUAUGGUAGAAUACUAGGCCUUGUGAAGGAGGUACGAGAUGAGUUAUGUGAUUUGGCUCCACAGAGUUGGAAGCAAGAUAUUCUCAAUAGUAUUGACCUUGACAUUCUAUCUCAGGUCCUUGACUCAGGCUCUCAGGAUAUAGAUUAUUUUGGAAAUAUUCUAGAGAAUGUUCUGGUCAUGCUGCAGAAACUCUCUUCUCCUGCAAAUGAAGAUGACAUGAGAAAAGCCCACCAGAAGAUGUUGAAUAGUUUGACAGAUAUUGCUCGAUCCAGUGACAAACAGAGUAACUCUUUUGUUGUUGCCUCGAUCAAGGGUCUGCGUUUUGUUUUGGAACAAAUACAGACACUGAAAAAGGAAGUCAGUGUAGCCCGUAUCAAGUUGAUGGAACCACUCAUCAAGGGAUCUGCAGGGUUGGAGUAUUUGCAGAAGGCAUUCACUGACAGCUAUGGAUCUCCUCUUGAAGCUGCUAAUUCUCUUCCAGCAACUCUUCGUUGGUUAUCCCCAUUAAGCAAUAGUUUGGAAGAGGAAUGGAGUGAGCAUAUUGAUCUCUGUUCUAUUUUCUUGGCAAAUCAUGGUCUUCCUGUCACUGCUGUUCGAACAGGUGGUAGCCUUUCAGCAUCAUCAAAACAGCAUGAUGGUCUUUUUAAUGCUUCAGCAGGUGUUGAUGAACUACCAGAGUGCAAUGGAGAAAUGGUGGACAAGUUGGUAAGGAUUGGUUUGCUAAAACUUGCAAGCGCGAUAGAGGGAUUGACAUCUGAGACCAUCCCCGAAACUCUUAAACUUAAUGUUUUGAGAUUAAGAACUGUUCAGAGUCAAUUCCAGCAGAUAAUUGUCAUUGCAACAAGCAUUUUGGUCCUUCGACAAGUUCUCCUCAGUGAGAAAUCUGUUGCGUCUUCGGAGUUGGAAGCUGUAAUAUUAAAAACUGUUAAAGGGCUCUCAGAGCUCUUGAAAAGUUCACCUGAUGUGGGUGUCAAAGAUAUUAUUGAGGUGGUGGUGAGAUCAUCAAGCUCAUACUCAAAUACCUCUUCGGAAACAAAGCUCCAGAGCAGAAAGGAGAUGAUGGCAGGAAUGCUUACAAAAAGUUUGCAAAACGAUAAUGCUGUCUUCGCAAAGGUUUCACGGUCGAUCUAUUUGGCAGCACGAGGAGUCGUACUUGGUGGGAGCGGGGCCCGGGGGAGGAAACUGGCAGAUGCAGCGCUCAAGCGAGUCGGGGCCACGAUGCUCUCUGACCAAGUGGUUAAUGUGGGCAACGUGCUUAUUAUGAUGGCGAUCGUCACCGGCCGUGUUCAUGACCCAUGGUAUAGGGUCCUGGUAUGAAGAUUUAGUGGACUAGUCAGUGUCUUGUAUCUAAGGAAAUAGAAUAAAGACUUCUAAUCUGGAUUUGUGGGAAAGACCUGCAAAUUAUGAUGUUCAUAAUUCAUCUAGUGUAGGACUUGAGUUUCAAAAUUGUUGCCAAUGGUUCCUUACCCAUCUUCUUUGGGCUUUUGGUGACUCGAACAUCGCAAAAUGUGGUGAGGAAGAAUCUCCGUAUUUUGAUGUACAUAACCGUGGAAAGAUGUGGUGUAUAUCAAUGUGAAUUUGUCACUUAUUUCA